AGCUGGGCAGUGGACAAAGGCUCUGGGCAAGCUUGAGGGGUGACCCAGUAGUGCUGAGCCCUCCUCACCAAGGCUGGGUACUGGGGGAGAGGGGAUCAGGGCAGCCUGGGGAGGUUUCUGAGUGAGAAUAUGCCCGGGUGAGCUUCUCUUCAAGUGGGGCUGGAUGAGGAAUCCCCAUCCAGGGGGUGGAGCACAUCCAAGGCCUCAGAUUCGGGCAUGGUGUCUGAGAGGCAAAUGCGGUCCUUCCCUGAUAGGAGCCACCCACUCUGACAGGCUCCCAAACCAGCCGCUCUCCUCUGUGCUGUCUAGAACACAGUCUUGUGGUGACCAUAUGGGGAUCUGAGAGUCCCAGAGGGAGCUGCACUUUGAAACCCUGACGGGGAUGCUCCUCAUCCCUGCCCUGUCUUCCUCAGCUCUGGAAACAAGGAGAGGUAGCUCAGGAAACCAGACAGACAUGGAUGACAGGUGACUGAUGGCGAUCACAGGGGGCAGCCUGGUGUUGAGCGGAUUCCAGAGGAUUCAUUACAACUGUGCUUUAUAAGAAGUCUUUAUUGGGGAUUCCAGACAACAUGGUCAUUUGUUGAAAUGGGGCCUCGGUGUACUGUGGAGGAGCCUCCCAGGUGGACCUCCUGUUGCCUCAGCUGUAACAGCUGCUGACCCUCGCCCACUGCCAUGCAGGGCAAUCCCCUGGCACUGGGUGAGGUCCAUUUGCUCCCAUGAAGGGCUGGAUGGUUCAGAAGGAAGAGCAGCCAUUCCGGCAAGUUACAGGGUUGUCCACCUCGAUCCACGGUUGUGCUGGGGCAGUUUGGGCCUGUGAGUCCAUCCCAGAGGCUGGCCUUUGAGGCGCUCCUGCCAGGGGUUUGAGGGACCCCAUCCCUGCCGCAGUAAUUCCAAGCAUCUCAGGACUUCUGGCCUCCCCUGCCCUUAGAGCAAGUCUGCAGUGCUCAUGCUUAUUGCUAAUAUUUUAAAAUAGGUAAAAACUAUAAAUUUAAAAUGUUAAUCAAAUUACAAGCUACAAAAUAAUAAAAGCUAGUCUUUCCAACUCCAGCCACUGUUGUGAGAGGGGCUGCUGCCAUGUGCACGCAAGUGCAGUGGGCGGUCAUGCAGAACCGCUCCAGCUUCCUGAUCAAAAGGAACAAGCAGACACAGAGCACUGAGGGCUCACAACUCCUUCCCUUCAAGGGUCCAAUUCACCUCAAGACUCUGGGCGUGGAGCCAGUGGCUGAAGACAGAGGUGUAGUGGUGGUCGUGAAGCACAGAUCCGUCCAGUAAAAACCUGCCACCUCCUACAUGCAGACCACCAUCAACAAGAAUGCCCGGGCCACCCUCAGCAGCACCAGGCACAUGUUCUGCAAGAACAAGUACCAACCAGAUCUGCGCAUGGCUGCCACUUGCAGAGUCAGUGCCAUCCUGCACAGCCCAAAGCCCGUGAUGGUGAGGAGGAAGCCGGCCCGCCCCAUCAAGAGCUCCUGAGCACCUGCCCCCCACCUCCAAAGCAAUAAAGAUGUCAAACCACCUCCAGAUAAUAAUAAUAGAUAAGAAUGGCUUAAGAGGUUUAAAAUACAAAAUGAACAAGA
Messenger RNA from Zalophus californianus (California sea lion), 1577 nucleotides. RefSeq names its product 60S ribosomal protein L28-like. The record is from RefSeq and is a predicted model, not a curated record. The transcript has a single exon. Lineage: Eukaryota; Metazoa; Chordata; Mammalia; Carnivora; Otariidae. The coding region runs from base 1075 to 1272 and encodes 65 amino acids.